GCGCAAAGAACUCGCGGGCGUUGGCACUCACUGGUCCUGGCAGUUGGCUGGGCGCGGCCUCCGAGCAGGCUGGUGGACGCCAGGCUCUCUGGUUGGCCGGCGCUGUCCAGAGACAGCCGGGGAGGUUAGGCAGGCCGUGAGACGCCCAGGACUCCCACGAAGCGAUGGCGGAUAAAAAAGGCAAGGGAAAACCCGCGCCUGCGGCUGCGCCUCCACCUCCACCUCCAGCCGCCGCCGCCGCCGCCGCCAAACCUCCAGAAAAGAAGGAGGAAGGGAAAGACAAGGAACAAAAAGAGAAGUCAGUGCAGCCCAAGGAUGAAGUAGGCACAAGGAAGGGAUGUCGUCGCUACCGGUGGGAGUUAAAGGACAGCAAUAGAGAGUUCUGGAGCAUGGGGCACGCCGUGGUCAAGAUUCUGAGUUUGGGCUGCCUAAUAGGGACGCUGGUAGCGUUCUCUUCACUGCCGGUGCACCCCAUCUUGCCGCUCAUCAUCUCCAUGGAAAUAGCCAUCUUCACCUUCUUCAUCAUCAUCUACACCUUUGCCAUCAAUAGAUACAUGCCCUUCAUCCUGUGGCCCGUUUCUGACCUCCUCAACGACCUAUUCGCCUUUGCCUUUCUCGUGGGAGCCGUGAUCUUCGCCGUGAGAAUCCGGUCGUCCCUGCCCACGCUCUACUUGACUGGUCUGGACAGGACAAGCCACCUGCACCGGCACCAGGAGCAGCACCAGCAGCAGCACCAGCCGCAGCCCCGGCAGCACCAGCAGCCAAAGGAAAAAAGUGACUUGGAGGAGGCUCCCGUCAUCAGAAAUGGCAGCGUAUUUUACAGCAAACCGCUGUCUCCCCUCUCUCCUUUCCAGAAUGGUUUUCUUUUCCAUUUUAAUGACCAUCUGUGUGUGGAAAAGAAAUGUCUCUUUAAAUCAAUUUUAAAGGCGAAAGUUGCUGUAAACAUUAUUUUGUUCAUUCAACAGAAGUUACUGAAAGUCGUGGUGCAGAGGGCAGCAGAGCCGUCCGGCGGCCUGGGGGAACAGUUGUGGGUGACACCGCCCACCAGCGCUGACCAGCCAGAGGGGCCCAGGGAACAUGAGAACCUGGAAAGCAAAAGGAUGCAUUUUGUUCACAUCAGUAUUUUUAGAUUACUUAAAAAAAAAAAAAAAGAAAGAAAGAAAAAAACCCAAGCAAUUGAUAUGAGGAAAAUAAGUUUGCCAGCCUUCCUUGCUCUUACUUUACAGUUUAGUAUUGAUGCUCAUGAAGUUCACUGAGUAGGAGGGCAAGGC
This is a messenger RNA of Microcebus murinus (gray mouse lemur), 1271 nucleotides long. The record is from RefSeq and is a predicted model, not a curated record. NCBI's taxonomy places the organism in Eukaryota, Metazoa, Chordata, Mammalia, Primates, Cheirogaleidae.